This is a messenger RNA of Pezoporus flaviventris, 3088 nucleotides long. RefSeq names its product RNA pseudouridine synthase domain containing 1 (gene RPUSD1). NCBI's taxonomy places the organism in Eukaryota, Metazoa, Chordata, Aves, Psittaciformes, Psittacidae. The coding region runs from base 57 to 965 and encodes 302 amino acids. Gene Ontology annotation, molecular function: pseudouridine synthase activity; RNA binding. The record is from RefSeq and is a predicted model, not a curated record. The transcript is spliced from 5 exons. Gene Ontology annotation, biological process: pseudouridine synthesis.
GCUGCGGCUGAGGCUCUUCCCACCCCGCUCAUCGUGAUUCCCGCAGGGCGCUGGCCAUGGAGCCGGGCAGCAUCGACAACCUGUCCAUCCUGUACCAGAGCUCCGACUUCAUCGUGGUCAACAAGCACUGGGACAUCCGCAUCGACAGCAAGAUGUGGUACGAGACCCUGACGCUGCAGAGCCAGCUCAAGUACCGCUUCCCCGAGCUGGCCGACCCCGACACCUACUACGGCUUCAGGUUCUGCCACCAGCUCGACUUCUCCACCAGUGGGGCUCUGUGUGUUGCACUCAACAAGGCAGCAGCGGGAAGCGCCUACAAGUGCUUUAAAGACCGGCUGGUGACCAAAGCCUAUCUCGCCCUGGUCCGGGGCCACGUCAGCCAGAGCCGGAUGACGAUCCGCUACGCCAUAGGGAAGAACACCACCGAGGGCAUGACCCACAUGAUGUGCAUCGAUGGGACGGAGGGCUGUGAGAACCCCAAGCCUUGCCAGUCGGAGCUGAUCGUGCUGGAGCACGGGUCCUACAGCGGAGACCCCGUAACCAAAGUGCUGCUGCAGCCGCUUACAGGGCGCACUCAUCAGCUCCGGGUUCACUGCAGCGCCAUCGGCCACCCCAUCGUGGGGGACUUCACCUACAGCCACAGGAAGGACAGCAGUCCCUAUAGGAUGAUGCUCCAUGCCUACUACCUGCGCAUCCCCACCGGCAAGGAGCUCAUUGAGGUCUGCGCCCCCGACCCCUUCAUCACCGCAAUGGACAGCAACUGGGUGCCCCAGAGCAUCACUCACCGGCUGGAUGAGACCAUCCAAGAGCUGAAGGACAAGGUGAUGCAGAAGGAGGAAGAGGAAAGCCAGGAAGCCGUGCUCGGUGGUGGGGAGCAGGAGGCACUGAGUGAAGCCAAGAGCCCAGAGACAGAGGAGCAGCGAGCCCGGUGCGAGCAGUGGUUGGCCGAGUGGGCACUGGAGUGAGCACAAACCACGUCGUUGCGUUUCCAGCCCAAUGCUCCUUUUCUAUCCCAGUGGGUCCCUGCGGAGCCCAGCGCUGACUCCAUGCCUGCACUUCCUGUAUCCAUGGCUUCCUUCACUUCUGGGGCUGGGAUUAGGCAGAUUUUAGCAGUGUUUAGCGGUUUUUAAUGUACACAUUAUCCAUCUGGCCACCGGAUGCCCCUUUCCUAACUGUGGGCCUCAGCAGCAGAGUCAGUGUGUCAUGUACCAGCUUAGAGUGACCCAAAAGCUUUAUGUCCUCACCCCAGGGCUCAGGCACAGCCAGGGCAGCAGGGAUGCUGCCUUUGCCAUGAGGAUGAUGGACACGUCCGCAAACCCUCAGUGCCAGGAUGGCAAAGCAAAGGGAGGGGAGAACACACCUGGGGCAGCUUGGGUGUUGUGUCAUUGACUCUCAGGAUGGUUUGGGUUGAAGGGACCUUAAAGCUCCUCCAGCUCCAACCCCUGCCACAGGCAGGGACCCCUUCCACUGGAGCAGCUUGCUCCAAGCCCCUGUGUCCAACCUGGCCUUGAGCACUGCCAGGGAUGGGGCAGCCACAGCUUCUCUGGGCACCCUGUGCCAGCGCCUCAGCACCCUCACAGGGAAGAGCUUCUGCCUAAGAGCUCAUCUCAGUCUCCCCUCGGGCAGGUUAAAGCCAUUCCCCUUGUCCCUCACUCCUGUUCCUUUCACUCCAGCCUGCUGUGCUUGCUGGCGCACAUCGACUGGGAGGUGGGAGAUCAGGAGGCUGAAGUGCAGCCUGGGGGCUCCAUCAGCCCCGUGAAUCCUGGGGCGAGUUGAUCCAAAUGGAUUUUAAUCUUUUUUUUCAGGUUUCUACGAGAAGAAUCUCGUCUUUUAGUGGUUCUGGAAUACGGGCGGUCUCAAGAGUGAGCAGUUUUAGUACCUCUGUGGUCAGGGAGCCAGCAGCCCAAAGCCUUUUUAAUAGAUCCUGUUGUCCUAGCAUUGCCUUUUCCCAGCACCCACUCUUACCUGGGUGGAGAUGUAACCCCUGCAGACGCAGGUUAGAAGACCCAAACCCCUUCUUGCUUUACCCAAGCAAAGGGGAAUAAGCAUCAUGUCUUGGUCCCAUUGUGUGGCUCCUCUUCAGUUUGGGAAGCCUCUGGAGCAGCCAAGGAAGUGGCUGAAGCUGCAGAAGGCUGAGGGCUGAUGUGAAGAGUGGGAAGGAGCAAUGAGGAAAGUUGGGGAAGGAUGGAGAUGGCUGGAGCCCAUUGCACACAGAGCACCCAUCCCUGGGGUGUCCUGCACCGAGCCACCACAUCAGCAUGUGCUGCAGUCCCUGUCAUCCCACAAGCCCCAUCCUGUAUCAGUGGUUUCACAUUGUAUUCCUACCCUGAGGGGCAAUAAACCAGCACAGCCCUCUCCCUGUGGGUCACCAAAACCCCAUGAGGUAUUGCAUUGUGUUACAGGGACCACAGGCUUGUGAGCUGGUGGCAGUGGGCUUAAAGGGGUUGGAGGAGGAGGAAAUCCAUCUCCUUCCUCCCAGGCCCCAUCUCUGCCCAUCCCAUCUCCCUGGAAUGGCCAGGGAGGGGUGAGGCAGGUCCUGAAGCUGUAAAUCAACAGCAUGAACCUGUUUGCCAAAGAAUGACCAUGGGUGACGUGCACCAGGGGACCUGAAGAGUUAGGGGUGAGGUUUGCAGCAUUAGAGGUGGGACACAGCCUCCUCUUCCCUAGGAAGGUGGGAAUGGUCCCUGCUGUGCAACAUCCAAGACAAGGUGAGGGGAUGCUGGGGACCAGCAAUGCUGGGGACUGGCACCCACUGCUCACCCCAUGCACCCUGCACCACCCAUCAGCCUUCAUGUGUUGCACUUUUACCCAAUGCUGCAGAAACCAGAGAUAAAUACCUGUUUUCCUUACCUUGCAGAGAGGUGUUUUCCAGGAUCCCUUCCCUGGGUACCAUGUCACAUCCAGUCCUCUGCCAUCACUGCAUCCUCUGUGGAUCCACUCACACAUGUGAUGGGGGGGUUGUGAUGGAGCUGUGUGUUGUGAUGUUCUGUACAGCUUGCAAUAACCCUUAUUUCUUGCAAUAACCCUUAUUUCUUACAAUAACCCUUACCUCUUGUUGCACACUGUGUAGUAAACCAUUACUUACAUA